UCCGGACGACUCUGCAACGGUCCGAGCCCGUGGUCUGAGCCCGCAUCCGUCUCACGCAGGCUCUGCCCCGCAGCGAGCAGAGACCAAGAAAGCCUCGCCGCCGUCGCCCCGUCCCCGACAACCACCUCUGAACAUCGCUCGCCGGCCGCCGGGGAACACCAGCGGAGUGCACGACCAGUACAACGACGCGCUGAUCUAGCGGGGGACAGCUCGACUCCCCACAACCAGCUAUCUCGCCCCUCCGACCGACGCCUCAACCUCGACUCCUCCUCGCGGCCCGCCGUCUUCCACCCAAGGUCGACGAGAUCUGCCUCCUCACCGUCAACACCACCACAGUCCACAGGUUUCAGCCUGGAAAUCAGGACGUAAACUGGCUGCCGUAGUUCUCAUUCACUCUUUUGAUUGGUGGCAGACGAGCGCUAGCUGUGUGUCCUAGAUGAAGCACAUAUUUAAGAUCAUCGCGGUGCUGGCAGCAAUCUCCGCCGUCUGGGUUGCGCUCCUUGAAACCUCGACAGUCCCUCGCAGUUUUACUUGGUUGCUUCCUAUCUACUUGGUAGUGGCGCUUGGAUGCUACGGCCUUUUCAUGGUUGGAUAUGGGCUCAUGUUCUUCCCAACCUGCCCUCAAGAAGCGGUGUUACUACAGCAGGAUAUUGUGGAGGCAAAGGAAUUCCUAUCAAAAAGAGGUGUUGAUGUGAGCUCUGAUUGAGGUCAAUACCAAUGAUUUAUGUUUCAUGACCAGUUUGAAGCUUCCUGGAUACCGUACAGAAAAAAUUAUGGCAUUUCACCAUGUCUAGAUAUUUGUUACUAACGCAGUUUUUGUGAGUGGCAUGUUACAAUUCUAGAUUUUGUUAGUUCAGUGGAUGGCCUGUCACGAUACUAGUUAUGUCAGGAAAACAGUGCGAGAACAACUAAUUAAUGGUUUGUUAGCAAGUCCAUCAGUGUUCAAGACAUGUCUGCUAUUUUACAAUCUGGUUUUCAUCA
Molecule: messenger RNA, 981 nt
Organism: Triticum aestivum (bread wheat)
Lineage: Eukaryota; Viridiplantae; Streptophyta; Magnoliopsida; Poales; Poaceae
Product: dolichol-phosphate mannose synthase subunit 3
Exons: 4
Coding region: 437-706 (89 amino acids)
Biological process (GO): GPI anchor biosynthetic process
Cellular component (GO): dolichol-phosphate-mannose synthase complex; endoplasmic reticulum membrane
Source: RefSeq, a predicted model, not a curated record